This is a messenger RNA of Populus nigra (black poplar), 1192 nucleotides long. RefSeq lists its product as uncharacterized. The coding region runs from base 85 to 999 and encodes 304 amino acids. Lineage: Eukaryota; Viridiplantae; Streptophyta; Magnoliopsida; Malpighiales; Salicaceae. The transcript has 9 exons. The record is from RefSeq and is a predicted model, not a curated record.
CACUUGAGACGUUUAAAGCUGCUAAUAUCUCUUAUCUCUUCCUUCGAUUUCCCACCUUACCUCGCCCGGAUAGUUGAGAGAAAAAUGUUUUCUUCCUCAGUCUGCAUGCCGAUUUCACCAUCUUCCCACUCUCUCUUGAAAGCAAAUCACAAUCCUCUUCAGGGAUCGAAACCAUCAUGUUCUCCUUCGAAAAUAAGAGCUUCUUAUUUGACUACUCGAGCUCUUCUCUCAACUACCAAAGAAACAGUGUUGAAGGACUUCCAUGAGCGAAGAGCUCUUAAGAUUAUCUCAGGUUUGCAGAAUUUUAAUAAAGAAAAUGUUGCUUCAGUUGUUACUGCUGCGGACAAGGGGGGAGCAACUCAUGUGGAUAUAGCUUGUGACCCAGAAUUAGUGAAGCUUGCCAUUAUCCUAACUUCCCUGCCUGUUUGUGUUUCUUCAGUGGAACCAAGAGCAUUUCUAGCUGCUGUUGAAGCAGGAGCACAGAUGGUGGAAAUUGGAAAUUAUGAUUCGUUUUAUGAUCAAGGAGUGGUUUUCUCUCCAGAGAAGAUAUUAAAUCUGACAAAGGAGACUAAAAGGAUUCUUCCAUCCGUGACAUUAUCAGUCACUGUUCCUCACACCCUAAGUCUCCCCGAUCAGGUCAAGCUUGCAGAGCUAUUAGAACAAGAAGGAGUUGACAUUAUACAAACUGAAGGAGGAAAGUGUUCUAAUCCUUCAAAAUCUGGUGUUCUAGGUUUGAUUGAGAAGGCAACACCAAGCUUAGCAGCAGCAUAUUCCAUCUCAAGGGCUGUGAAGAUUCCAGUUAUGUGUUCAUCUGGACUUAGUGCAGUUACAGCACCAAUGGCCAUCACAGCAGGGGCAGCUGGUGUGGGAGUCGGCUCAGCAAUUAACAGGCUAAAUGAUGUGGUGGCAAUGAUUGCAGAAGUCAGAAGCAUUGCAGAUUCAUUAGGCAGUUCAGCUGAUAGACGCACCAAAUCUGAAGAAAAAUCUGUGACAUUGUAAUUAGUACAUGUCCUGUGACUUAGGAAGACACUAGUUGAUCAAGGACAGCACGAGCAGAAAAUCAAAAGUUCCAGCGAUUAAACAGAUGCGAGUAUAAUAAAACAACGUAGAAUUCCCGCAUCUAUAAGUUAAGGAGCAUUCAAGACUAUGAGAUAUGAUAGCAAUCAAGAAGAAAUUUGCAACAUUUCAACCA